CGCAUCAUCAAUCCCGCGACGCAGUGCCGCCCCCACGCAACGCAAAAGACUGAGCAGCAUGUCCGACUACGAGGAUGCCGUGGACAGCGAACCGCCCGCAAUAGAGCCGUACGAGGUUCUCGGCCUCGAGCGCGAUGCCACAGCCGACCAAAUCAAGAGCGCGUAUCGCAAGGCCGCCCUCAAGAACCACCCUGACAAGGUCCCGGAUAACCAAAAGUCAGCCGCGCAUGACCGAUUUCAAUCCAUCGCCUUCGCUUACGCCGUGCUGUCCGAGCCUGCGAGGCGAAAGCGCUACGAUGCAACGGGCUCGACGGCCGAAUCGAUUAUCGACGCCGAGGGAUUCAACUGGAGCGACUACUACCAGGAGCAAUUCAAGGACGCAAUAUCUUCUGACGCCAUUAGCAAGUUUGCGGAAAAGUACAAGGGUUCUGACGAGGAAAAGGAUGAUCUGCUCAUCGCGUACGAGCAGUGCGACGGGGACCUGGAUCAGAUCUACGAGCGCGUCAUCCUCAGUGACGUGGUCGAAGACGACAAGCGAUUUCGCCGCAUAAUCGACGAGGCUAUUGAGCGGGAGGACGUGCCAGCGUUUGACGCCUACGUCAAGGAGAGCAAGAAGAGGCGGGCCGCGAGGCUAAAGGCGGCCAAGGCGGAGGCGACCGAGGCAGAGGACUAUGCCAAGGAGCUCGGCGUGCAUGACAAACUCUUUGGGGCGAAGAAGUCGAAGAAGGCAAAAGGAAGCUCGGAGGACGACUUGGCUGCUCUGAUUCAGAAGCGGCAGCAAGACAGGUCGGCCGCCUUCUUAGACCAGCUCGCAGAAAAGUAUGGCGCAAAGGAAUCCAAGAAGAAGGGCAAGAAGAGGGCCGUAGAAGAGGAGCCGUCGGAGGAAGCUUUUCAAGCCGCGGCCGCAAAGCUCAAAGGCUCCAAGAAGUCUCGGCGAUAGAGAACGGGGUGACGAUGUUGGCUGUCGUGGGUAGUCGGCCGGAGUUCAUGGUUGGCGUUAUGGAAACCUGCUUGGAGGAAUGGGCAGCAUGGCGAUGCGCAGGGACUUUUGGUCCCAGAGUAGCUUUCGAAUUUAGUAACCAGGAUGUCAAAGUGUUCUGCCUGGUUGGUG
Purpureocillium takamizusanense is the source of this 1111-nucleotide messenger RNA. RefSeq lists its product as uncharacterized. The record is from RefSeq and is a predicted model, not a curated record. Gene Ontology annotation, cellular component: cytoplasm; nucleus. Bases 59 to 940 code for a protein of 293 amino acids. Gene Ontology annotation, molecular function: heat shock protein binding. NCBI's taxonomy places the organism in Eukaryota, Fungi, Ascomycota, Sordariomycetes, Hypocreales, Ophiocordycipitaceae. The transcript has 2 exons.